AUGCUGGCCGCAACAGUUUUCACGGUAAUCAUUGCGGCUUUUGGUCCAAUAACGUGUUUUGAAGAAAGUUUUUAUUGGCGAUGUCCAGACGAAGAAUUCCAGGGUCCGGGAUAUGCGUUGGGUUGCAGUUACCUUUGCAUAAGUGGCCACAAACCAGACAAAAAAACGUAUUACGGUUAUUACAAAGAUGCUACCGUGUGUGUGGAUCUUACAGGUGGGGACCCUGAACUGUUUAAUCAUGUUGGGACAUGCAAAAAUGGAAAAUGCGUUCAAUAUGCAGGAGCGAACAUUGAAGAAGUAUGGAGCACUCUCCCCGAGACGCAACGCCAGUUUCAUGAUUGCAACAUCAAAUCAAGCCCGUAUCCCGUGGGAAAAUGCAUGCAUAUCUGCAAGAAAAAUACUCCAUAUGGAAAGUCUGGAUAUUUCUUCGGGGCCUACCAGGAUUAUAGUGCCUGCAUUGUGAACGGCAAGACCGGCGAAUGCAAAAGUGGACUGUGUGUUCCAAUUAGAGGGAGAUAUCCCAUUGAAAACUGAGGCUUAAGUCCUCGCUCACGAAAGUCAAAUUUAAUAAGAAAAUAUCCUGCUUUGUUUUAACUUAGACUUUUUUUCUAAACACAGA
This is a messenger RNA of Ixodes scapularis (black-legged tick), 619 nucleotides long. RefSeq lists its product as uncharacterized. The transcript has 7 exons. The coding region runs from base 1 to 534 and encodes 177 amino acids. NCBI's taxonomy places the organism in Eukaryota, Metazoa, Arthropoda, Arachnida, Ixodida, Ixodidae. The record is from RefSeq and is a predicted model, not a curated record.